AUGCCCAAGUACAAUGCUGCCUUCGGGCACCUCCUCGUCCUCAAGGAGCAUAUGGACGAUCUACCUGUCGACUGUACAACGAACACCAGCUUCCUCAAGAUUGCAAAACAAUUUCCAAACGGCCUAUUCUAUUUCGAUCUUUGGCCGUUCGCAAACCCUCUACUCAUUGUCAAUACCCCCUCGGCCGCAAAUCAAUUGGCUCAAGCUCCUCUUGACAAGCCAGAGCAGAUUUACCAUGCUUUCCGCCACCUAACAGACGGUCCCAAUCUCUUUACUAUGAAGGAAGAGCGUUGGAAAGUGUGGCGUGUUCUUUUCAACCCAGGGUUUAGCGCCAGCUACAUGCUGGAGCUGGUUCCAGCAAUCGUGAAGGAAGCGGCGGUGUUUUGCGACCUUCUUCACAACCACGCUCAACGUGCUGCCAUGUUCCAACUCGAAAAUCUCACCAUCAAACUCACCAUUGAUAUCAUUGGAGCAGUCUCAGUUAAUAGCCGGUGGAACUACCAGCUGCGAGACCAUCCACUUGCUUCAGCGUUGCGCACACAGAUCGAGUGGACAACGUUUGGGACGGAGAUGAAUCCUUUCAACCGAUACCACAUAUUGCGUCCUCUGAUCCUAUGGUACAACAAUCGACGCCUCGGUAACCUCAUUAACAGUGAAAUCAUGAAACGAUACAAGGAGCUCAGAAAUAGCUCUACGGGAAAAGGAGAUUCUGCUGUGAAACCUUCAAAGUCAAUCAUCACGCUUACGCUUAAAGAGUACCUGAAAGAGAAGGACAUUAGUGUAGCCGAGACACCCAGCAAAGAAUUUCUUGAGGUCGCCAGCGCGCAGCUUCGUCUCUUCCUCUUCGCCGGUCACGACACAACAAGCAGUGUACUGAUAUACUGCUACCACGCUCUUUCAAUGAAACCCGAAGCAAUGAAACGUCUCCGUGCCGAACACGAUGAAGUGUUUGGAGACGUUUCUACGACAGCGGAGACAAUCGUUAAAAGCCCACAGCUCCUGAAUCAACUACCGUACACUCUAGCGGUUAUCAAGGAAUCCCUUCGACUAUGGCCCCCGGCUUCUUGCAUGCGGGCUGGGAAGGCUGGUGUCAACAUCGUUGAUGACAACGGAACAUCUUUUCCCACGGAGGGUUGUUACGUGUGGCAAAUCUCGUUGCUCCUACAUCGAAACCCAACGUAUUGGAAAGAUCCUGAUUCGUUCAUACCCGAACGGUGGUUGGUUGGACCAGAAGAUCCUUUGUACCCGAUCAAGGGAACAUGGCGACCGUUUGAAUUUGGUUCCAGGAGUUGUCUUGGCCAAACGCUAGCUUUGACGGAGCUCAAAGUCGUCCUAGUCAUGACGGCGAGGAAUUUCGACAUCCAGCCCGCCUACGAUCAGUGGGACCAAGAGCACAAAAGCAAUCGUACCCGAUCUGCUGAAGGUAACAGGGCAUACCAGGUUGAGGGAGGUGGUGGUGGAGCUCACCCUGCGGAGAGAUAUCCCUGCACGGUCACGUUCAGGGGAUGA
This is a messenger RNA of Trematosphaeria pertusa, 1509 nucleotides long. Its product is annotated as cytochrome P450. NCBI's taxonomy places the organism in Eukaryota, Fungi, Ascomycota, Dothideomycetes, Pleosporales, Trematosphaeriaceae. Gene Ontology annotation, molecular function: iron ion binding; heme binding; oxidoreductase activity, acting on paired donors, with incorporation or reduction of molecular oxygen. The record is from RefSeq and is a predicted model, not a curated record. The transcript is spliced from 2 exons. The coding region runs from base 1 to 1509 and encodes 502 amino acids.